GUGUAAAAGGAGAGGGUGCCACAAGGGCCAUAAAAGACUCUUUAGAGACCACUCCUCUCUUGUUUUCAUCUAGCACUUACUGACUCUCCAGUCAAGCAGGGGAGCACACUCAAUCAGCACCAGUACGGCACUGACCGCGGAACACACAACAACACACACGCAGACACACAUGGAUUAUUACUGCAUGCUGCUGCUGUGGACCUGGAGUCUUCUGCCAGGUCUUCACUACUGCUUUAACUUUGAUACAAAGAACUACAAGCUCAUCCCUGGCUCUAAGGACACCCAGUUUGGCUACACUGUCCAGCAACAUGAAGCAGGAGGGCGCCAGUGGCUGCUGGUUGGAGCUCCGUUUGAGUCCACUGGUGACCAGCAGACAGGUGAUGUGUACAAAUGUCCUCUAGACACCAGAGACACUACCAACUGCUCCAGACUCAACCUGGGGAAGGUUUCCCUUGAUAACGUGUCUGAACGGAAGGACAAGAUGAGGUUGGGAAUGACUCUGGCCUCCAACCCUAAAGACAACAGCUUUGUGGCCUGUGGCCCUCUCUGGUCUCAUGAAUGUGGCAGCUCCUUCUACAGUACAGGGAUCUGCUCCAGAGUCAGCCGAAAUUUCAAGUCCUCCUAUACCAUUGCUCCAGCCCUGCAGAGAUGUGAAACCUUCAUGGACAUAGUGAUAGUUCUUGAUGGCUCUAACUCUAUCUACCCAUGGUAUGAAGUUCAAGAGUUCCUCAUCAAUAUUCUACACAAGUUCUAUAUCGGCCCAGGUCAGACUCAGGUGGGAGUAGUUCAGUAUGGCUCCAGGGUGGUCCACGAGUUUGCCCUGAAAGACUUCCACUCAGUGGAAGAGGUGGUGGGUGCAGCCAGGGAAAUCCACCAGAGGGGAGGAGAGGAAACACGUACAGCAUUAGGCAUCAACGUGGCACGAUCAGAGGCAUUCAAAAGAGGAGGUCGCAAAGAUGCAAAGAAGGUGAUGAUUGUGAUCACAGAUGGAGAAUCUCAUGACAACCCAGACCUGUUUCAGGCCGUGGGUGACAGCAAGAGAGAUAACAUCACCAUGUACGCCAUUGCUGUCCUGGGCUACUAUAACCGCCGUAACAUUAACCCUGAGGACUUCUUAAAGGAGAUCAAAUUCAUAGCUAGCGACCCUGAUGAGAAUCACUUCUUCAAUGUGACAGAUGAGUCUGCUCUGAAGGACAUUGUGGAUGCCCUGGGAGAGAGAAUCUUCUCUCUAGAAGGAACCAAGAGCCAGGGGCGAGAGUUUGGUCUGCAGAUGGCCCAGGCUGGCUUCUCCUCCCACAUAGUACAGGAUGGUGUUCUUCUGGGGGCUGUCGGGGCCUAUGACUGGAACGGGGCAGUGCUGAAAGAGACACGCCAUGGGAGUGUGGUCCCGCCAAAAUCCUCCUACAAGGAAGAGUUUCCAGAGGAGCUGAAGAACCACGGGGCCUACCUGGGUUACGCUGUGAAUUCUGUGGUGUUGUCCAAGAGCAGGCACCUCUAUGUAGCGGGAGCCCCGCGGUUCAACCACACCGGCAAGGUCAUCAUCUUCACCCUGAAGAACAACAGAAACCUCACCAUCCUCCACUCCUUACUAGGACAACAGAUUGGGUCCUACUUUGGCAGUGAGCUGUCCUCUGUGGACGUUGAUGGAGACGGACGUACAGACAUCCUAUUAGUGGCGGCACCCAUGUUCUACAGCGGCGGCUGGGAGAAGGGCCAGGUCUACAUCUAUACUGUGACACCACUGAACUCUUUCAUUCUGGAUGGAGUGCUGGAAGUGCCUGAGCGGUCUGAGAACGCUCGUCUGGGCUCGGCUCUGGCCCACAUACCUGAUAUGAACGGGGACGGUUUCAGGGAGCUGGUAGUGGGCGCGCCACUGGAGGAUGACCACCAGGGGGCAAUUUACAUCUUCCAUGGCACGAACAACAGCAUCCAGCACAAAUACAAACAGAGGAUCUCUGCAGCAGGUCUGUCUGCAGGUCUGCAGUAUUUUGGUCGUAGUGUCCAUGGUGUUCUGGACAUUAACAGAGACGGGUUGGUAGACCUGGCUGUUGGAGCCCUGGGGUCGGCAGCUAUCAUCUGGUCUCGUGGUGUGGUGCGUAUUCAAGCCAAACUGACCUUUGAACCUGAGAAGGUCAACGUUUUCAACAAGGACUGCUGGCGCGGGGGUAAAGAAGUCAGCUGCAUGUCUGCGAUAGUCUGCCUGAGUGUGAACUUCAAGACGGGCUCUGGGAGGAGAGCAGUGGCUGUGUGGCAUAAUCUGGUGUUUGAUGAGAGACGGUUUCCUCCAAGAGCAGUUCUGGAUGAAGCAGACAGGCAGCAGGUCAGGAGCUUUUCUUUGAGGCCUGGGGAGGAGCGCUGCCGACGUCUGAGCUUCUAUGUCCAGGAGACGACAGAUUAUGGGCGCCCCAUAGUUGUCAUCGUAGAGACGGGGCUGCAGAGCCCAGAUGAGGGUCCAGUGUUGGAUGAGAACUGGCCCACCACCCUGAGGACAGAGCUUCCCUUCUGGAAUGGAUGUGAACAGGAAGAGAGCUGUGUUCCUGACCUCAUUCUUCACGGUCACACUGACCUCCUGGAAAUUAGGAGCUUCUGUGGAACAAGGGAAGGAGCCAGCUGGGCCAUUUGCCACCGUCAGGGGCCAUCAGUGGCCUCAGUGUGUGUAGUUGAGGCCAACAGGAAGAGGGUGGUGGUGUUUGCACGCCUAGAGAACAGGGGAGAGAAUGCCUACGGCACCACUAUCAACAUCUCCCACUCCUCCAAUCUCCUCUUUUCCAGCCUCAUAGUCAAGGACCAGUCAGAUAUUCAGAUCGAGUGUCACUCGAAGGACAGGCUGGCCAAUCAAAGGACUUGUAACAUCAGCAAUCCGUUCAUGAGGUCCUUGACCCAGGUGUCUUUCCAUCUGGAGUUUGAGUUCAGUCGUUCUGUCUUCCUGGAUCACAUACGUAUUAUCAUGGAGACCAGUAGCCAAGGGGAAGAGGGAUACCCAGAGGACAACAUCAGUGAUGUCUACCUCCCUCUGAAAUACCAAGCCAAACUCCUCUUCACAAGAGACCCAAACCCUCCUCGCUUUGAAAUCGGAACAGACUCCUCCUCUUCCUCCCGGAGCCACCCAGAUGACAGUGGAAUGGCUUUUAACCUCACAUACAAUAUCCAAAAUCUGGGUGUCUUCACAGUACCAGAUGUCCUGUUCCAAGCCGAUAUCUGGGCCAUAACUAAGGCGGGUAACCAACUGAUCAACAUCACAGACUACAGCAUUGAUCAGCCAUCUGUUGGCUCUCACUGCAUCCUGCCAAGCCAGAGGGCCUCAAACAAGGUCACGACUGAAGACCUGUCUCACCUAUCCCAGCUGAACCACACUAACAGUGGCAGCAUGGUGGUGCAGUGCACGCUGACCCUGCCGGCUCAUACGAAGGUUGAGGUGACGCUCAGCGGAAGGCUGCAGCAGCAUGCUGUGCUUGCUGUGAGGUUCAGAUCUUUGGCUGUGGUGACGGCUGCCUCCAUCCAGCUGGGACCAUCCAGCCACAUGUUCUUACAGGAAGACAAGCCUGUCAGACAGGUGAUGCUGGAGAUGAGGAGGGAAGAGGAUUACAGUGUUCCAAUCUGGAUUAUGCUAGGAAGCACACUGGGAGGCCUGGUACUGCUGGGCUUGCUGGUCCUGGUGCUGUGGAAGCUAGGCUUCUUCAAAAGACAGAGACAACAGAAGGAGGAAGAGCAGCCGGUGGCUAAUGGCAAAGCAGCAGAGGAGCUAUAAAUGUGCCUGCAAUGUGGACAUCACUGAGACAAUGCACACAAUACUCAGGGAAACUGAAAUCCCAGCUGAGACAGCCAGGCAACCAGCCAACCAAGCAAGCAGCCAGCUAACAACAGCCUGCCAGGCAGUCGCCUGGCCAACCGACGAGUCAGACACACUCACAGCUUCUGACCCGGUACCUGGGAUGUGCUUCAGGAGUAUUGCCUUGCAAAAUGUUUUGACAGCGAGAACAGGGUCCAGAACAGUGUGUUCUGACCCAGUAAAAAAAACUAUCUAAAUAUUCGAGCUGAAUCUGCCACCAGUACCAAAAUCAACAUUCUCGUUAUAUCAGGAGUCUUGUAAUCUUGUGGUAUAAACCUCUCAUACUUCCAGCUGUGCCUGCUUACAUUUCAAUCAUAAGGACACGACGCACCCCGGGGAAAACUCCCAUAUACCAGCAAUUUCACUAUGAUUUAUAUUCUAAAGCUACAACUAUCAUAAAGUAUGUGUCUGGCAAUGGAUUUCAUUUCUUAGUAGUUUGUUUUUUCAAGGAAAAAGAAUCCAUCCUCUUCAGGAAUCCAUCAUUCUGAAUGUUCUUCUCAAUACCUUUUUGUUCUUCCCUUCUGCACCCAAAUCUAAACCCAAAUAUUAAAACUGACUAUUUUGUUAAUGGAGUUGCAUUUUCAGCCCUCUGCUUUGCCCUGUUGUCUACAGUGGUGGGUCCAGACAUAUUAGUAGUCCUGUGGUAACACUGCCAGGGAGAGGGGGGUCCCGUUCCUGCUUGGUUCAACUCAUACAGAAAAAUAUCAACAAUACCAACCCAUGGUGCUAAGAUGUGCUGUAGAUAAAAGCCACCUCUAAAUAAAAGGUGUUUUUUUUUGUUUUUUGUUUUUUUUUACAAGAGUUGCCUUUCACAGACCUGUGGAGCUCGGGAAUCAUUACAGUACAGCAGCAUUAUUGUUCCCACCUCACUAAGCCUGUACUUUGAUUUACCCAUAAGCUUAUUUGGGCAAAUUUCAUCUUCCCUAUGUUAUUUGACUAUGAAAUAAAGCUACAUUUGGAGUAAACACAAUUUUUGUGAAAACCACCCCAACAGAGUUGAUGUUUCUAUUGUAGUUUCUCAUCCAUCAUCAUUGAGAUUUGUUAAUGAGACUGAAAGAAACCCUGGUAUGGAUUGUAACCAGUAAUGUGUGAUAUAUGUAAAUAAGAGAGAGCUUUAUUCUUCCAGAACAACAAGGCUCAUAACAGAUGACUACCUAGCAUGGCUGUUUUUUAUGUUUGUUUUUUUUGUAAUGAAAAAAAUAAGUGCAUCUUAUAUAAAUAAUGUAUAUUAACUGCAAUUAUAGAGCUGAUGCACUUUUGUUGUAUAGAGACAAACUUGAGCUUUUUUUGUAAAUAUACAACUGUAUGUAUGAAAUUUGUUAAUAGGGAUAGUGGCAUUAUUGUGGGAUGAAAAACAGUUUCUAUGGCAACUAUGCUAUGUGAUGCACAAUAACAAGACACCAACUUGCGGUGUUGAGUCCACCCUGUGGAUGUUCCCUAGAAAACGGGAUCUGAGAGAAAAUAACUGUGGAGCUGUCAAGCCUCAUUAAACCAUGAAUUUAG
Molecule: messenger RNA, 5332 nt
Organism: Lampris incognitus (smalleye Pacific opah)
Lineage: Eukaryota; Metazoa; Chordata; Actinopteri; Lampriformes; Lampridae
Gene: itga11b
Product: integrin, alpha 11b
Exons: 31
Coding region: 170-3748 (1192 amino acids)
Biological process (GO): cell adhesion mediated by integrin; cell-cell adhesion; cell-matrix adhesion
Cellular component (GO): external side of plasma membrane; integrin complex
Molecular function (GO): integrin binding
Source: RefSeq, a predicted model, not a curated record